This is a messenger RNA of Quercus robur (English oak), 1672 nucleotides long. RefSeq lists its product as uncharacterized. The transcript is spliced from 11 exons. NCBI's taxonomy places the organism in Eukaryota, Viridiplantae, Streptophyta, Magnoliopsida, Fagales, Fagaceae. The record is from RefSeq and is a predicted model, not a curated record. The coding region runs from base 546 to 1139 and encodes 197 amino acids.
GAGUUUUUUUAAGGAAGGGUUUUUUAAGGAGUCGUCUAUGGAGGAAGAGUCCGUAUCUCUUCUCUCUCUUUUCUCACCUGAAACGGAGGCAAAUAGUCACGACGAUUAUUGGAAUCGUCAUUGGUUUUUUUAUAGGCAUAUCGAUUCCUUCUGCUUCAUUGAACAAGAUUAAUAUACCUUCAAACAUUAUAACAUCGCUUGAUGUAGCCAUCACUGACAUUCAUGGAUCCACAUCCACAUCCCCUAAAACCGAAUCGCUUGAAAAUGUCGGAUCCACCACGGUUCCUAAGGAACAGAUCGGCUCACAUCCGGUUGAUGGAGGCUCAGGAGUUUGGAGAGAUGAUGAAGGAGCACGUCGACGAGGUCAAUUUCGCUCUCAAUGGCCUUAGGAAACCCCAGCCCGUACGGAUCAGAAGGGCUAGCUUGUUGUCCAUAUGCACCACUUGUACAGCAGAGACGCCUCUUGCGGACUCAAACCAGUGAAGGCGCUGAGGAAGCUGUCAAAAAGACUGUUGAAGUGGAUAGGCUGAUAGAUACACUGAGGGAUGCAAAUCCAAAUGAACUUCAGAAGCUUGUUGUUGAAAAUGUCCUUGCUUUCAAUGAAGGUUUUUGGAUACGCCUUGCAGCAAGAACUGAUACCUGCAAAUCAGAGGAUGAAGGAUUAUGAAGAAUUGGCAAUAUCUGUAAUGAGCAUAGUGUAUUGCCUUGUCCAUAAGACUAAGGAAAAAAUAGAGUCAUCCACUGAUGUUCUCAAGGAGAUACUAAAACCAGUGGUUGAUGAAGUGGAAGAGGUUCGCUGGCCUCCUAGAGAUCCCAAGGCCCUCAAAUUGAUGGAGAAAGAGAUAAACCCAAGGGAACAAGAAGGGCAACUAGAUGAAGGCUUUCUUUCAGAGGUCAAUGCACAGCUACGGCAAGCAAAAGAAGAUGUGGAUAAGCCAGGGCUGGAGGCUAUGUUGCAAAAGGUUUUGCAACUUUAUGCUUCCAGAGUUCUCUCCAAACGUAGUUAUGCAAAGAAAGUUUGGCGUGGACUACAAAAAAGCAUAGGCAUAGGGGAGAUGGAGAGACAUCUUAGGCCAGCACCACUGUCGGACUCUAACCACCAAAAAAUUUGCAUCCCUCAAUUGGUGGUACAUUGUUAGAGGUGGGUAUUCUUUGCUUAGGGAUCCAUAGUACAACAAAGGACUUACCAAUGCUUUGGUCAUUCAAUUGACUCCUUGCUGCCAGUCUGUACUUGCUGUCAUGCUAGCAAAAACAGGGGUUUCAGUCGGUUUUACAUGUUAUUAGAUUUGAACCAAUGACUCUCACUGUAUGAAAGCGAACCGCUAAGUCAAGUAAGUCAAGCUGAGUCAAAUCAGAGAAAAUAGACUCCUAUAAGAGAGCUGUUUGGGAAGAUGCUAUAUGGGAUGGAUGUCAUCUACAAGAGUGAUGUAGAAGGAUAUAUUUAGUUAUUGUUUUGGGAUGUUAUUCUAUUUGGUCAAAGAGAACUUUUAAAUCCUCUAUUAUUGUUGAGAUUUGCAUAUUGUACAUAUUUGUUUUACUGUGGUUAAAAAAAGGUUAAUUGAUGCAUUUUCUUAGAGAUUAUUAUUAUUGUAGAUGUUUAAAUGAAGCAGAGCGUGAACAUUGACUGAACCCUACUGAAUUGUUAUAGCAAUGUUAACUAUUGUUUGUCCAA